AGUCUCCAAACGAUAAUACAGAUUUCUCAGUAAAUAGCUUGCAUUCGAACUUUAACAACGAAAAAAAAGAAAAAUGCCCCCCAAGGUCAGUGGAAAAGCAGCGAAAAAGGCCGGUAAAGCUCAGAAGAACAUUGUUAAAGGAGACAAAAAGAAAAAGCGAAAGAGGAAGGAGAGCUACGCCAUUUACAUCUACAAAGUUUUGAAGCAGGUCCAUCCUGACACCGGCAUCUCCUCCAAAGCCAUGACUAUCAUGAACAGCUUCGUCAACGACAUCUUUGAGCGUAUUGCUGGAGAAUCUUCUCGUCUUGCUCACUACAACAAGAGAUCUACCAUCACGAGCCGCGAAAUUCAAACGGCUGUCCGUUUACUAUUGCCAGGAGAAUUGGCUAAACACGCCGUGUCUGAGGGCACCAAAGCUGUGACCAAGUACACCAGUACCAAGUAGAUUGUUUCUCCUGGUCAUUCUGAGACUUAACGGCCCUUUUCAGGGCCACCAACUCGAUAAAGAGCUAGAACAUGCUACCGAUCAUCGUUAAGUACCAAUUUUAGCUGUGACUUGAUGAUGAGACAAUUUCCAUUAGGAUAGAAAAUGUUUCAUUUGCAGCCUGGACGAAAUGUAGUAACGAGGAACAACCUUAUAUAAUAAACUAAAAAUGUACUGAAUAACAGA
Messenger RNA from Daphnia magna, 670 nucleotides. RefSeq names its product histone H2B.1/H2B.2. The record is from RefSeq and is a predicted model, not a curated record. Gene Ontology annotation, cellular component: nucleosome. The transcript has a single exon. Gene Ontology annotation, molecular function: protein heterodimerization activity; structural constituent of chromatin; DNA binding. NCBI's taxonomy places the organism in Eukaryota, Metazoa, Arthropoda, Branchiopoda, Diplostraca, Daphniidae. The coding region runs from base 74 to 445 and encodes 123 amino acids.